CGCGUGCUAUAUUCUUAUAUAUGUCUAUGACAUACUUUGAUAUGGUUAAUAUAACCUUAAAAUAUGUUUGUCAAAUUCUAAUGAAUAAUAAGUAAUAAAACAAUUUUAAAAUGGCAGUACCCUUAAAAGAUAUCGAAAUAAAAGAAGAGUAUCCAAAAACACUACUUUUGGAGAAGCACAUUAAAUUUAUAAAGCAGUAUGGCCAAUCCGAAAACGACUUUGAAUAUGGUAUGACGGACUACUUGAGAGUUUCUGGCAUGUAUUGGGGCCUCACUGCCUUAGAACUGGUAGAUAAACUAGAUUCUUUACCGAAAGAAGAAGUUAUUGGUUUUAUUCAAAAGUGCCAAGACCCUGAAACGGGAGGGAUUAGUGCUUGCAUUGACCAUGACCCUCAUCUGCUUCAUACUCUAAGUGCUGUCCAAAUAUUGUGUAUCUACAAUAGGAUUGAUGCUAUUGAUGUUGAGGGAGUUAUUAAAUACGUUGCUUCUUUACAAUUGCCUGAUGGAAGCUUUACUGGAGAUAAAUGGGGAGAAGUUGACACAAGGUUUUCCUUUUGUGCUGUAGCCACUUUGUCCUUAUUGAAAAGACUGAAUGCUAUAAAUGUGGAUAAAGCUGUGGAGUUUGUCAAAAGCUGCAUGAAUUUUGAUGGAGGAUUUGGAUCCAGACCAAAAUCAGAAAGUCAUGCCGGUCUUAUAUACUGUUGCUUAGGUUUCUUAUCAGUUACAGGGCGGUUGGAUAUUGUUGAACAGGAUACUCUGGCAUGGUGGUUGUGUGAGCGUCAGUUGUCUUCAGGUGGUCUCAAUGGACGUCCAGAGAAAUUGCCUGAUGUUUGUUAUUCAUGGUGGGUUUUGUCUUCUUUAUCAAUCAUUGGUCGUCUCCAUUGGAUUAGUUCAGAGACUCUUAAAAGGUUUAUUUUGGCUUGUCAGGAUACAGAAUCAGGAGGAUUUGCAGAUAGACCUGGUGACAUACCAGAUCCCUUCCAUACCUUGUUUGGCUUAGCAGCACUUUCUCUGUUAGGUUUUGGUGAUAUUAAACAGGUCAAUCCCACAUAUUGUAUGCCACAGUAUGUUAUUGAUAGAUUGCAGUUAAAACCCCAAGUAUUAAAGUAAUACAUAAAUUUAAUAAUCAAAUAUUGCUAAGAAUAUGCUCUUAAAUAUUAAUUUUGUAAAUAAAAACUUAUUAGGGAUUUCCAGAGAGUUUAAUCCGUAUUUGGAGCUCAAAAUAAAACUACAAAUUAUUUGCGGGUAA
Messenger RNA from Agrilus planipennis (emerald ash borer), 1248 nucleotides. RefSeq names its product geranylgeranyl transferase type-2 subunit beta (gene betaggt-II). Gene Ontology annotation, molecular function: Rab geranylgeranyltransferase activity. The record is from RefSeq and is a predicted model, not a curated record. The transcript has 2 exons. Bases 111 to 1109 code for a protein of 332 amino acids. Lineage: Eukaryota; Metazoa; Arthropoda; Insecta; Coleoptera; Buprestidae. Gene Ontology annotation, cellular component: Rab-protein geranylgeranyltransferase complex. Gene Ontology annotation, biological process: protein geranylgeranylation.